Myripristis murdjan (pinecone soldierfish) is the source of this 1971-nucleotide messenger RNA. It is a transcript of the gene calua, whose product is annotated as calumenin a. The record is from RefSeq and is a predicted model, not a curated record. The coding region runs from base 108 to 1052 and encodes 314 amino acids. The transcript has 7 exons. NCBI's taxonomy places the organism in Eukaryota, Metazoa, Chordata, Actinopteri, Holocentriformes, Holocentridae. Gene Ontology annotation, molecular function: calcium ion binding. Gene Ontology annotation, cellular component: endoplasmic reticulum.
GGUGUGAUCCGUUGACUGACGGGAUAAAACUGACUGUGUUUUGGAAGCUGCUGAACUGCGGGAAGAACUUUACACCUUUCAGCGUCCAACUACAACCAACAGGCAGGAUGAUCAGGCCAUUGCUGAUGUGUUUCAUCCUGUGCGUCGUCUACGCCACCAGUAAACCCACAGAGAAAAAGGACCGCAUUCACCACGAAGAGCCGCUCAGCCACCUUGAGCAUGAUGACUCCAAGGGCUACGACUAUGAUCACGAGGCUUUCCUGGGCAAGGAAGAGGCCAAGACCUUUGAUGAACUUACACCAGAGCAGAGCAAGCACAGACUGGGCCUCAUUGUUGACAGAAUAGAUGAGAACAAGGAUGGGUUUGUCACUGAGGAGGAGCUGAAAGCCUGGAUCAAGAAAGCUCAGAAGAAGUACAUCUAUGACAACGUAGACCGCCAGUGGAAGGACUUUGAUAUGAACAAUGACGGCCUGAUCUCCUGGGAGGAGUACAAGAACGUCACUUACGGUACCUAUCUGGAUGACCCAGAACCAGAUGGCGAGUACAACUAUAAGCAAAUGAUGGCAAGAGAUGAGAGGCGCUUCAAAACAGCAGACAAGAAUGGCGAUAUGAUAGCGGACAAAGAAGAGUUCACCGCCUUCCUCCACCCUGAGGACUAUGAGCACAUGAAAAACAUAGUGGUGCUGGAAACAAUGGAAGACAUCGAUAAGAACGGUGAUGGUUUCAUUGACCUUCAGGAGUACAUCGGUGACAUGUACAACCAUGAAGACGAGAUGGAAGAGCCGGAGUGGGUGGCAACAGAGCGUCAGCAGUUUAAUGAGUUCAGAGACAAGAACAAAGACGGGAAGAUGGACAAGGAGGAGACACUGGACUGGAUCCUGCCCUCUGACUAUGACCAUGCAGAGGCAGAGGCCAAACACCUGGUCUACGAGUCCGACUCCGAUAAGGAUGGGAAGCUGACCAAGGAGGAAAUCGUAAACAAGUAUGACCUGUUUGUCGGAAGCCAAGCGACUGACUUCGGGGAGGCGCUAGUACGACACGACGAGUUCUAGAGUCGUAGCUUGUUUAGAUAGAUUAACAAUUUUACACUGAAUUUGAUAAAUGAUGUAAUUUAUUUUGUAUGAAGCACUCAAACACUAUGUGUCCAAUUUAGUCUGAAGAACAAUGCAUUGAUAGGUUUUGCGUGUUUACAUUCACUAUUGUCUGGGUCCAGAUCUUGCCCUGCAGGCUGUUACGUUGUUUUAAUCCUCAUGGAAGCAAAAUUAGGUUUGACCAGUCGAUUUUGUUCCCUUGGAGAUUUAACUUUCUAGUAAUUCCAUUUCUUAUGAUUUUAUAUACCAUCUUUUUUGUGGUGCUUUGUAUAGUUACUGCUGCUCGUAGUCCCGCUAGAUGAUACAAGCCCAGUUUUACAUUUGUGCUUUUCUUUUGUGCCUUUGUAACUGUGUUUAGUAUUUUUAUUUUUUUUAAUCUCGUUAUGAAGUGAGAGUCUCGCUCCCCCUCUGCUGUUCAUCAGCAUCGGCACUCCAUAUGUCCUGCUCCUGUUAAGUACUAUUGUUUUGAGCUAUAGAGGACCAUAAAAUGAACAUGUUACUGACCUCUUGUUUGCAAGCUUUCUCUUGUCUUGUCACAGGAGUUAUCAAAGAUUAUCCGUAUUUUCCUAUUUUCCCUUGAUUUCUAUUCUAUGCUAACAAGUGAUUUCAUGUCACUAAUGUCUUUGUACUUUAAGAAAAGAAACCAUCUUCUGAUGCAAUGUGAGAAUUCUCAAUCCAAGUCGUAAAAUCAAAUUUCCUAAGCUGCUGAAGCUGCUUUGAAAAUCCUAAGAGAUGGUGAUGAAUCCUACACAUUUACUCAUUAGUUUUGGUUCAAUUUUCAUACAAACAGAAUGUAUGGUGAUUCUUAUUUUGGACUAAAUGCUGUACUUUGACCUCUACAGCCUGUUUCUAAAUAAAAACACAAAAUUUUCUAAAAGUG